UUUCCUAAAUAUGCAGAGAUUGUAAACUUGACGUUACCUGAUGGCAGUUGUCGUGCUGGUCAGAUUUUGGAAAUUCAAGGCAAGAGAGCGAUUGUUCAGGUGUUUGAAGGCACAUCAGGUGUUGAUUCCAAAGCAACUCAUGUCGAAUUUACUGGUGAUACCCUAAAGAUUCCCGUAUCGGAAGACAUGUUAGGUCGUAUUUUUAAUGGAUCCGGGAAAGCUAUUGAUAAAGGUCCAAAAGUAUUUGCAGAAGAUUUUUUAGAUAUCAAUGCUGGUCUCGUUAAAAAAGUCGACAAGGGUGUGUUUGAUGAUCAUGAAGACAAUUUCUCUAUUGUAUUUGCGGCUAUGGGUGUGAAUAUGGAAACGGCUCGUUUCUUUAAACAAGACUUUGAAGAGAAUGGCUCUAUAGAGCGUGUCACAUUAUUCUUGAACCUGGCUAAUGAUCCAACCAUUGAAUGUAUUAUUACUCCACGGUUGGCUCUUACUACUGCCGAAUAUUAUGCGUAUCAACUCGAGAAGCACGUUUUGGUCAUUUUAACUGAUAUGAGUUCAUACGCAGAUGCUUUACUACCUGGUCGUCGUGGAUAUCCUGGAUAUAUGUAUACUGAUUUAUCUACUAUAUAUGAACGUGCAGGUCGUGUUGAAGGAAGAAACGGAUAUAUUACAGAGGGUCAAAUCUUCAUUGACCGUCAAUUACAUAAUCGUCAAAUUUAUCCACCAAUUAAUGUUUUGCCAUCUCUUUCUCGAUUGAUGAAAUCUGCAAUUGGCGAAGAUGCUGCCGCCAUGAAGGCAGUAGUAGGAGAAGAGGCUCUUAAUCAAGAAGAUAAACUUUCUUUAGAAUUUUUGGAAAAGUUUGAAAAAACAUAUAUUUCUCAAGGUGCAUAUGAAUCUCGAACAAUUUAUGAAUCAUUAGAUCAAGCAUGGUCGAUUCUUCGUAUUUUCCCUAAAGAAAUGUUGAAUCGUAUACCACAAAAAGUUUUGCAAGAAUUUUAUCAUCGUACUUAUGGUUAUAAGUACGAUGAAGGUGGCUUUCAUGGUGUAAAUGGGGGUAAUGGUCAACGUCCUGGUGACAAUAGAGACCAUCAAAGAGGAUCCUUCAAUGGUCGUAGUGGAAAUGGGCGAAACGGCAAUGGAGUUCAUGUUCCAUCCAACUACCGAAACCAUGAAGAACUCGCCUUCCGAGUUAUGAACGUACAAAGUGAAGCCACAGCAACAGAUUUAAAAGGCCAUUUUAAUUUGUUCGGAUCUGUGUAUAAAGUUGUAAUUGAAACGGCAGAGUACAAUGGGGCUGAUAGAUCAAUUGGAGCUGCACUUGUUUUCUUUAGAGAUGUUACUUUUCAUGGACGAGUUCUAAAAUUGGAGCAUUUUCCGUUAAAAAACAAUAAUACACAUUUUAAGGAUCCCGCUGAUGGUAAACAUAAACUUAAGAAACAUUCUUUUAAUGCAGAAAGCAUUGAAAUGGGUGCGUUCUUGCAACCUGAGACUUUCGUUUCCGAAGCACUAUUUACUGAAAAAGUCAAUUUUAUACUUGAUUACAAGCGACGCACCAUUAAAGUCAUAUUUGUAGUUCAACGUACUCAUACUUUUAAGUUGGAGAUUCAAUUUAAAGAUGUGGACGGAGAAAUUAUUGCUGAAUGCGAUAGAUAUCGAGCUAUUCUUACUGUCUCGAGCAAAUUUCCAGCUAGAUAUUGGUUUCACAACGGUGCACAAAGAAAUAAUAAUAAGUUUAACUGGUGUUACGAUGAUUGCUGGAAAAGAAAAACCGAAAUUCGUGUUGUACCACGAACUGACGAGGAAAAGUCAUUACCUCUACAGCUAAAUAUGCCAGAUAAAAGUGAUAAAAUUGGCAAGUGGCUCGUAUUUAGAAUUACAUUUGACCUUGAUUCUAUAAAAAAUGGCAUAACAGACAUCAAGGAUAUGUUGAUCCAUGCUGGUGAAUACAAUCUAGCAUCAAAGCCUGGUGAAUUUAGAGAUCGUCCAAUUAAGGUUGUCAAGUCUGAUACAUUAGAAAAAUUUUUGGAUAGAUCUACGUUACAGUUCGAUGUCGCCUACAUGAUAGAAAGUAAUAUAUCACAUAGCUUUCUAAACGAAUAUAAUCUUUCAGAAGAUUUCUAUAAAAUUUUGUCACAGCAAUCAUCAGGAAUUGCACUUAGAAUUCUAGAAACUAUAGCAGCUCGUAAAAAACGUGUUUAUGAUCCUCUUACAAUUCUUAAAAAUGAGAUUUUGAAACUUUUGAACGUUGAUGUUAAAGCAAAAUACGUUCCUUCGUACUGUGUAAUGAUGCGAAAAGUGGUCGUUACGCCCACCACCAUGUACAUAUUACCGCCUUCGAUGGAAACUUCAAACCGUGUAAUUAGACAUUUUCAAAAUUGUAAAGAUAAUUUCUUACGUGUUCAAUUCACCGAUGAAGCAUCUGGAAAAGUUGGUGCCAAUUCGGGUAAUGAUGCGUUAUAUAAUAGAGUAUAUCAAACACUCGUUAGCGGUAUUAAGAUUGGUGAUCGACAUUAUGAAUUUCUGGCAUUUUCUUCCAGUCAACUGAGAGAUCACUCUUGCUGGUUUUUCGCUCCAACAGACAAAUUAACAGCAGACGAUAUUCGAAAUUGGAUGGGUGAUUUUUCAGGAAAUUGUGUUGUCGCAAAAUAUGCUGCCCGCAUGGGUCAAUGCUUUUCUAGCACCCGUGCAAUCGCCUACUUACAAGUAGACGAUAUUGAAUUGAUACCAGACAUAUAUAGGGGUAAAUACAAUUUUUCAGAUGGGACUGGGAAAAUUUCAUAUGGAUUAGCAAAAACUAUUGCCCAGAGCUUAGAAUUGAAAAAUACACCUUGUGCUUUUCAAUUCAGACUUGCAGGCUACAAAGGUGUUCUUUGUUUAUCCCGUUAUUUACAGGGAAAUAAAAUUCAAGUAAGGCCUAGCCAAUGCAAAUUUGAAUCUACACAUCAAGUUUUAGAAGUAAUUAGAGGGUCAUGUAUGAUUACUGCCUUCCUCAACCGACAAGCCAUAACCCUAUUAUCUACAUUAGGGGUACCAGAUGAAGUUUUUAUUGAUAUGAAAAAUCAACAGGUGCAAGAAUUAGAUAAAAUGCUUAAAAGCGAUCAUAUGGCGAUGAGUGUUUUACUCAAAAACGCCGAUGAACACGGGAUGACACGUAUAAUGUCUGACCUUGUGAAAGCCGACUUUCUGCAAAGGAAAGAUCCUUUCAUUCUUAACCUUCUUGCGCUAUUUAGAAUUAUGAUGUUAAGAGAUUUGAAGAAAAAAGCAAAAAUUCGUGUUGAUGAUGGAGCUUUUUUGUUAGGAGUAUUAGAUGAAACAAAUUCAUUGAAGGAGAACCAAAUAUAUUGUUGUAAAUCUGAUCCACAAAAUCCCAAUGUAAGACAAGUAAUUAGAGGAACAUGUAUUGUGUAUCGUAAUCCUUGCUUUCAUCCUGGAGAUAUUCGAGUUGUCACUGCUGUGGAGUGUAAAAAUUUAGACUAUCUUGUUGAUGUAGUAGUAUUUCCGGCACAAGGAUUUCGGGAUAUUCCAAGUCAAUGUAGUGGAGGUGAUCUCGAUGGUGAUGAUUUCACACUUGUUCCUAAAAUAAGAAAUUUUGAACCGAUGAAUUAUGAAGCACCAAAACCAGAGAUGGUUGAGCAAGUUACAAUUGAUCAUAUUAAAAAGUUUUUCGUGAACUAUAUUUGUACAGAUCAACUAGGAUCCAUCGCUAACGCACAUUUAGCGAAGGCUGAUAUGGCAGAUAAUGGGGCAUUUCAUGGUCAAUGUAUGCGCCUGGCUCAGCUUCAUUCCGAGGCAGUAGAUUUUCCAAAAACCGAUUUUAUGGAAAAACCUGACAAACCCUCAUACCUUUCUCAGAAAGUCCUAGGAAGACUUUAUCGAUCAAUAGAAGUUUCAGAUUUUAAUCCUUACACAGAAAUUGUUUUUGAUGAUCGAUUGUUAGUUCCGGGAUUUGAAGCGUAUUUGGACGAUGCACGUGAAUGCAAACGUGAUUACGAUUCAGAAGUACGUGGUUUAAUGAAUCAAUAUGGAAUAUUAUCAGAAUAUGAGGGAGCAGAUGGAGCAAAUAUUAUAUCACCAGAAUCUCGUGGUCUUAUGGAGGCCAAAGCAUCAGCGUGGUACUAUGUUACCUAUCAUAAAGACGAAAUUGGAGAUGAUCCAUCUGACCAAAUGAUAUCCUUUCCAUGGGUUAAUCAUGAGAUUUUAUGCCAAAUAGCCAUGAGGAACAGUGGCAAAAAAAGAGCAUUUAACGAUCUUUAUGUUCAGCGAGUUCGUCGAGCUCGUCUAGUUCUUUCAGUUCUUUCAGCUCAUCUAAUUCAUCUAGUUCGAGCUUCAACAACAAUAAUACACAAAGAGAAAAAAAUGACAUCAGUUUCAACUCUUUCGAUUAUGAUUACCUUGAAAGCCAAAGCGAUGGAAUGGAUAGGCUUAUUAGUAGUAUUGCGCGAAGCAAGCAAUCUCGCAUGA
Messenger RNA from Racocetra fulgida, 4455 nucleotides. NCBI's taxonomy places the organism in Eukaryota, Fungi, Glomeromycota, Glomeromycetes, Diversisporales, Gigasporaceae. The record is from the annotation of a GenBank genome assembly.